Pediculus humanus corporis (human body louse) is the source of this 810-nucleotide messenger RNA. RefSeq lists its product as uncharacterized. The transcript has 6 exons. The record is from RefSeq and is a predicted model, not a curated record. Lineage: Eukaryota; Metazoa; Arthropoda; Insecta; Psocodea; Pediculidae. The coding region runs from base 1 to 810 and encodes 269 amino acids.
AUGGCUGAUAAAGAAAAAGAAAACACACUCUAUUCUCAUGAAGUUGAAAAAAAGCAUAAAUUGGACAGAUUAAAAAAUUUUAUUUUGGAUGUCGAUAAAAAACUUCAAUGCCUAUGUAAAGAAUUAAAUUGGGACUACAGUCGUUUUAUCGAAAAGAAUGAAACAGUGAUGGUUUCAUGUUCAUUUAAUGCACAGCACAAAGUUCCAGUUCAAAAUAUAAAAAUUCACGAAGAAAAAUGCAAAUUAAAAAUGACUGAAAAUUAUGAUGAAUUAUGUAUUAAAAAUGAUUCCUCGAUUGAAGUAAAUUUAGAAUUAAUAAAUAAUAUAUCAAAAAAUAUUUCACAAUUUGAUCAGUCAUUAAACAGAGAACAGAAAUUAGCUUUGUACGAUUAUGUGAUAGCAAACUCUCCAAGACAAAAUUCAUACCGAGAAUUAUAUAAUGUGAAUUUCGAAAGAAAAGAAGAAAAGAAAAAAAUGACUCCAUUAGAAAUUGCUGCUGCUGAACGGGAUGCCAAAAGAAGGAGAGCUUCAUACAGGAAUAAAGUGCAUACACAUCGUAAAACUCAUACAGAGAUCAUGAAAGAAGUUAUAGAUGUACAAAUGCAAUUAUACGAAGAAGAAAUACUCGGUAAAAAUGGUGGUGAUUCCAAGAAGAAAAGCGAGGAAUCACAAAAACAUUAUAAUUCACACAAGGAUAAAUAUUCUGAUAAAAAACAUAAAAGAGAUAAAAAUAAACAGAGAAAUGAAUCCCGGACAAGUACAGACGUGAUUAUAAAGACGAUUCUCCCUCAAGGAGGGAAUCCCAUUUGA